Fibroporia radiculosa is the source of this 843-nucleotide messenger RNA. RefSeq lists its product as uncharacterized. The transcript has a single exon. NCBI's taxonomy places the organism in Eukaryota, Fungi, Basidiomycota, Agaricomycetes, Polyporales, Fibroporiaceae. The record is from RefSeq and is a predicted model, not a curated record. Bases 1 to 843 code for a protein of 280 amino acids.
AUGGCGAUUCCAGGUGGCCUGUGGGUGGACCCAGAACUUGCCACAGGGCCUCACUCCCUGGAGGUUGAUGCCGUAGGCAGGCACUAUUCCGACCACUGCGUCCUGUCAUGGGACCUGGCAGUCGAUCCUGCCCCUCCAGGGGCGGCGAGAUUACCUCGCACAGGUGCGACGACCCAGAAAUAUAUUGAUGCGGUCACCCUCAGGCUUUUACAGUUCCCUACUGUGUUUGCCACCACGGAGGAAGUGCUUAACACGGUGGCCACAAUCGAGGAUGCACUGAACGGCCUCUGGUCGGAAUAUGCAGAAGUCCCCUGCCCUUGCGCUAGGUCUAAGACCUGGUGGAAUGGCAGAUGUAAGCGUGCAGCGGAUCGAGUGCGACGCCGCAUGGCAGAUGCAGACGAGGCCAGGUGGGAAUAUAGAUCUUCUGCCGGACUCCAAGGGCACCUUCACCCCGCCUCAACUGCACUACGGGCAGAAUGGGGCAGGCUGCAGCAAGAUCUCAAGGACUCACGUAAGGACUUGAGCAAGGCGGUCAAGGCCACCAAACGGGAGUUCUUCGACGCCUGUAUGAAGCGAUCAAACCCCAAACUUAUAUCGGACUUUGUCGCAUGGACUAAGCCCAGGAGACAAUCGGCAAAUGUCCAACUUAAAAUGAAGGACGGCUCAGCUGCAGACGAUCCUGACCGAGUAAGUUGGGCCUUCCAGGAACAGUUCACCCCAGCCAACCCUAAACCGGUCGACAUGCGGGUGGUUGAACAGAUGUCCCAGUGGCCUGAACGGGAUUUUGUCUCGUUCAGCAAGCUGGAGCUUGAGGAGGCUUUGGCUACGAUGAGUAAUACAUAA